UCCUCCAUUUUGCCAUUUCCCAAUGCUUCGCGGGGUCUCCAGUUUCAACCAUGUUGACGACGAUCUUCCCAAUUCCACGCCGUCAACACCGAAGAGCUCUAAGAAGAAGCAACAGAGUAGCAAUAGCAAGAACCCCUACUCAUCGAGAGGACUUGAAAAGUUCACUUCAGUCCUCUCUGAUCUCGAAGCCAGGAAAGAGAAGAUCAUGGCGAAGAAAGGAUUAAACGGUAACAGCGGCACCAUGGUUCGCUUCAUGUAUUCCAAUUCACAAGACUGGAUCCCAAUUGUAGUUCGGGUGCGCGAGGAGAACACCACCAAUAACAGCAAAAGCAACCCAGCCAGCCCGAAGAAGACCGCGCCGAAGCUCAAGGAGCUGUCGUCGGCUCCAUCGUCGCCGAAGGCUCAGCCAAAGCUCAAAGAGCUGUCGUCGCCGACGCUGCUGUCGCCGAAGCCGAAGGAGGAGGCGCAGCAGGAGAAGAAGGUUAAGAAGCGGGUGUCAUGGAUUGAGGGUGAGGGGGGGAAGAGGAGGGGGGAGUGGUGGAAGUUGAGGCCUUCGUACUUCAUGUUGGUGGUGGUGUUAUUGAUAUUGGUGUGUUUGGUGGUGUUUGGAAAGGUGUUUGCUAUUUGCUGUACAGCCGUUUGGUGGUAUUUGGUGCCUAAUUUUAGUGGCGCUGAUGAGAGUGGGAACGCAAGGAGAAGAAGUUUGAGUAAGGAUUAUGUGAGGAAGCUGAGCGAUAAGAGGCUCUCUGCUGCUGCCGGAGGUGGGGGAGCGCAAGAAUUGGCAUCUCCCAGAGCAAAUGGAAGUCUUGGAAAGAGAGGAUGAAGAUGAUGAAGGCCUCUCUUUGGUGUUCUGCAUGUUUUUCUUUUAUUUUUGGACAUAUCGUUUUGUGUUUUUGUAUGAUUGAUUGUUCCUCUUCAGUUUUCAUGUGGCUUUGAUCUCCCAAUCCUUUAUGUUGCCUCUGUUUUGUGUUUUUUGCAUGAGAUGUUCUCAGGCAAGGAUCGAUGUAAGCAAGUGUUCAAAGAAAGAGCAAUUUUCCUACCAACUCAUUAGU
Molecule: messenger RNA, 1052 nt
Organism: Dendrobium catenatum
Lineage: Eukaryota; Viridiplantae; Streptophyta; Magnoliopsida; Asparagales; Orchidaceae
Exons: 1
Coding region: 23-823 (266 amino acids)
Source: RefSeq, a predicted model, not a curated record